Sparassis crispa is the source of this 1188-nucleotide messenger RNA. Its product is annotated as Aspartic protease. The transcript has 8 exons. The coding region runs from base 1 to 1188 and encodes 395 amino acids. NCBI's taxonomy places the organism in Eukaryota, Fungi, Basidiomycota, Agaricomycetes, Polyporales, Sparassidaceae. The record is from RefSeq and is a predicted model, not a curated record. Gene Ontology annotation, biological process: proteolysis. Gene Ontology annotation, molecular function: aspartic-type endopeptidase activity.
AUGACGUCAGUCUGCUCUCUGUUGUCUUCGCUUCGCUCGUUGUCUCUGCCAGACGGAACUUUUAACCACGAAGAAGCCAUUAUUCAAACUGUCAAGACCCAGAACAAACAUCGUCAGAAUCUCAUCAACCUCGAGCGGAACGUAGGCCGCGCCGCAUUUCCACCGGGUGCUGAGAUCAAGCCGCUCGCGACCGUGCCUUCUUCGCUUCAGGCGCGCCAAAACGAGCCGCUCAUCGACGAGGAGAACGGCCUUGAGUGGACGGACAACAUCGCCAUUGGCACGCCCUCGCAGCCUUUCCUCAUCGACUUCGACACCGGCUCGUCCGACCUCUGGGUCCCGUCGCCCCAGUGCACCAGUAAUGUUUGCCAGGGGAAGCACAAAUACAACGCGGGCUCGUCGUCCACGAGCACCGAGAGGCCGGGCACAUUCUCCAUUCAGUAUGGUGACCAAUCCACUGUUUCCGGUCCUAUCUAUACCGAUACCGUGGAUGUUGCGGGGGUGACGGUCAAAAGCCAGUACUUCUCCGCCGUGACCGAGCUAUCGAGUGAAUUCCAGGACGACCCGGUGGACGGUUUGCUUGGCCUUGCUUAUCCCAAGAUAUCCAACCUCAACCAGACUCCGUUCUUCAAUAACGCGUACGAACAAGGCGCUGUUCCAGAGGAUGUCUUCUCCUUCAAAUUGGCUUCUACCGGAUCUGAGCUCUACCUCGGCGGCACCAACAGCAAGCUCUACACUGGCUCCGUAGAGUAUCACGACAUCGACACGACAACUGGCUUCUGGCAGCCCAUGGAUGCGAGUGCAAUUGUCAACGGAAUACCCGUCGUUAACAGCAUCGAUACCAUCAUUGAUACUGGUACGACUAUUAUGUAUGGCCCUCCCGCCCUCGUCGCGUUGUUCUACCUGGCGAUCCCUGGCUCGGUCCUCUUCGACCCAGUGAACGGAUAUUACGCGUAUCCGUGCGCGCAGCCCCCUUCCGUAGCAUUCAACUGGGGCGGGAAGAACUGGGCUGUCAGCGCGGAGAGCUUCUCCCUAGGUACGAUUGGACUCGGGUAUUGUGCUGGGGCACUUGCAGGUAAGGACCUUGGAUUUGGUCCCGAUACCUUCCUCCUCGGAGACAGUUUCAUAGUCAACGUCUACACAGUCUUCUCCUUCGCUCAGAGUGCUGUAGGGUUCGCUGACCUAGCGUAG